Microstroma glucosiphilum is the source of this 1323-nucleotide messenger RNA. RefSeq names its product FAD/NAD(P)-binding domain-containing protein. The record is from RefSeq and is a predicted model, not a curated record. The annotation marks the transcript as partial. Gene Ontology annotation, biological process: small GTPase-mediated signal transduction; protein geranylgeranylation; vesicle-mediated transport. Gene Ontology annotation, cellular component: Rab-protein geranylgeranyltransferase complex; cytosol; cytoplasm. The transcript has a single exon. Gene Ontology annotation, molecular function: GDP-dissociation inhibitor activity. NCBI's taxonomy places the organism in Eukaryota, Fungi, Basidiomycota, Exobasidiomycetes, Microstromatales, Microstromataceae.
AUGGAGUCAAGUACAAACGAGGACGGUCCUUCGUCUCACUACUCGCAUCUCCUGGUAGGCACUUCCCUUACGCUUUCCACAUUAUCCGCCGCCCUCUCCCAGUCGUCCAAGAAUAGGGUCCUACACAUCGAUCCAGCCGAGUACUAUGGCAGCUACAAUGCCUCGCUCACCUUGAGCCAGCUAGUGACAGAGCUACAACGUCGCAGUCACAGUGGGAAGGCCGACGCUGAGGGGACUCCGCUAGCCGGCAUUACCUUCCCGUACUUUGCAGGCCCAGACGCAGCGGAAGCGUCAUCGUCCCAUACCCCAGCCUGCCUUGAAACCCUCGAUCGUCAUUACUCGAUCUCCCUUUCGCCUGCUCUACAGCCCGCCGCUUCGCCUUCUCUCGACGUACUUGUACGCUCCCAAGUCGCCAGAUAUGCCACCUUUCGCCUACUGCAACGCACAGCCGUGUGGGACACCCAGCAAGGCAUGCUCAAGACAGUCCCGGCUAGUAAAGAGGACGUCUUCAAGAGCGGCGAGCUCAGUCUCAUCGAGAAGCGCAAGCUGAUGAAGUUCCUUCAGUUCGCCGCUACAUACAGUUCUUCUUCUACGGAUGAGAUGCCCUUCAAGACUUUUUUGGAGACAAAAUUCACGCUACCGCCGCACCUUGUUACUGCGAUCAUGUACGGUAUCGCGCUCGGCUCUUCGGAGACGGAGGCAAUCAAUGCUGCAAUGGAGCGGCUGAAGGUCCACUUGACAUCUGUGGGCAGGUACGGCAAUUCUGCCUACCUUGUACCUCAAUAUGGAGGUGCGGGGGAGAUUGCACAGGGUUACUGCCGCGCAGCAGCUGUACAUGGUGCUACCUUUAUCCUGGGCAAGGAGAUCGAGAAGCUGACCGCCGAGCAACUGGAGGGCCCGUCAGGAGAAACAGACGUGUCUCGUUACCAGCUCAAGCUGAAAGACAUCGACGAAAUCUUCACAGCCGACUACGUGAUAGGAGAGGACGACCUCGUACACUCCAUGAAGGGGCCGCAAGCGACGACACCGCAGAGCGCAAGCACUUCAGACACUCAGCUGCUUCAAGGCAUUCUGGUGCUCGACCGAAGCGUGCGGAUACCGGCCCCAGCAGUGACGUCUAGUGCCACUUCAUCUGGAGAAGGAGAAAUGCGAAAGGAAGAGGAACCCCUGGAGACUGGUCUCAUCGUCUUUCCUCCUGGGUCGCUCUCUCUGCAGGACGGGGCGUACAACGAAGCAGCAACCACUGCUCUGGUCCUUGGGGAAGGCACCUUUUGCUGUCCCAAGGGCCAAUAUGUAGUCCACCUCACUACGGAGAUAAGAGGC